Molecule: messenger RNA, 1992 nt
Organism: Bufo bufo (common toad)
Lineage: Eukaryota; Metazoa; Chordata; Amphibia; Anura; Bufonidae
Gene: MBP
Product: myelin basic protein
Exons: 9
Coding region: 279-1202 (307 amino acids)
Biological process (GO): myelination
Cellular component (GO): internode region of axon; cell periphery; neuronal cell body
Molecular function (GO): structural constituent of myelin sheath
Source: RefSeq, a predicted model, not a curated record
CCCCGAACGCUGAGACGGAAGACAGCUGCGGCUUUGCUGUGCAGGAAGGAGCCCUGGGCGCCCUGCACUAACCUGAGCGCACACAUCUGGAGGUGGAGCGGGCUGGGGGCGGCUCCUGACACAGUCCGGACAGGAAGACUUCAUCACCUGGCUGCUGGUGUAGAAUUUCCUUAACCUGUUCCUCUGCCCCUCCAUUCACGAGCAGUGGACCCCUGGAGGCGCCUAUAUGCACACACGGUGGGUGCACCUAGCGGAUUUGAAGCACUUAGUACUGCACCAUGGGGAACCAUGUUGGAAGAAGAGACCAUAGCGAUGACCUUUCAGCAAAGAAUACAGAAAAUCGAGUAGUAGAAGAAGAAAAGCCUGUAAGUGAAGUGCCAAAUCCGGUCCAGGAAUGUGAGGACAAUGAGGUGUUUGCAGAUGUGAACCAGAACAAUGGCACCUCAUCCAAGGACACGGCGGUGACUGACUCCACGAGCACAGAAGACCCCGAGAAUGAUUGGAAGGAUGCCAACCCAGCUGACGCUGCCUCUCGCCCACAUUUAGUCCGCCUCUUUUCCCGAGAUGCUCCUGGAAGGGAGGACAACACCUUCAAAGAUCGGCCCUCUGAGUCAGAUGAGCUUCAAACCAUCCCAGAGGACAGUGGAACAACUUCACCAGAAACGGAUUUGAUGGCAUCACAGAAACUGUCUCGUACUCACGGAUCAAAACAAAUGGCAUCAGCAAGUACUUCUGACCACCACUCUAGGCAUGGCCAUGGAGCCCACGGGCGGUACAGGGACUCGGGUAUUCUUGACUCACUGGGCAGGCUCUUUGGAGGUGAAAGGCAUGUUCCUAGGAAGGGAAAGGAUGUCCACCUGUCCAGAUCAGGCUACCUCUCUUCUUCUCCUCAGCGAUCUUACUAUGCCCAUGGCAGGCAUGUUGAUGAAAACCCUGUUGUCCACUUCUUCAGGAACAUGGUGACUCCCAGGACACCACCCCCUUCUCAACCAAAGAGAGGAUUGUCCCUCGCCAGAUUUAGUUGGGGAGGUGAAGGGCACAGGGCCUGCUAUGGAGGAUCCAGUCCUAGAUUCUUUGAGCACCACAAAUCGUCCCAUAAGGGAUACAAGGAUGCACACAGAGAUGGCCAAGGAACCCUUUCCAGGAUCUUUAAACUGGGAGGAAGAGACAGCCGAUCAUCUUCCCCCAUGGCUAGGCGCUGAAGCCUCCAAGAUGUCUGCUCCACGUGAUACACCUGCCACUGUAACCUGAAGUGCCAUUACCAAUAACAUUACUACUCAGUAUAACGCUCAUAGCAAUAUAAACAAUCUGUCAGGUAGAGACCGAGGACUGUGACUGCAGUUAAUUAGUGUUGCCAGUACCUGAUAAAACAUAGAGUUGAUUAAUAGGAUGAUGGAACCACAGUGAUGGACUCUGCUGUCUAAGUCCUAACCAAACAUUAAUACAGUCACAAAGCCACAUGACUUAGAUUUCUUUUUUUUUAGAUAUCUUUUAGCAUUGCUCCAUGUAUUGAUAUGAGAUGCAAUGCGUUGCCUGGCCAGACAACAUGGGUUAUAAACCAGACGUUAACAACCAAAACUAAAAAAUAUUUUAGGAUUUGUUCUGGUUUUUGCUGCUUGGGUUUAUAUAGUGGUGCUUUUUAUUGUAUUACUUUCAAUAACGUCCAUUCUCUCUCACACGCAUGUUUUUCUUUCAUACUAGGUAGAGACAGCAGUUCUUGAGGGUAGUUGGGUAAAGGGCAAUUUUAGCAUGUGAGAAGGGUACAUGGUACAGCUCACCGACUUGAGGUGGAGGACAUUGGGUAAACAAUAGAGUCUAGCUUUACAGCUCUGCCUUUUUUUUGGGAGGAGAGAAAUAGUGAGAGAGAGACUGGGUAUUUCAGAAAGUCUGGAAAUAUCCUGGGUACUGUGCGCACAUGCAGGUUAAACUGCUUCCUCUUGUCGCAACUCUGGCUUAUAGCCUUAUCUAUAGUCUAGAAACAUUAUACAAGCA